UUCAGGUGAAGGUUAUACUUGUAAACAGGUUAUGCUCUCCAUUACUGAAGGAAUAAAACGUUUCUCUCUAUCUGCCUAUCCAUGACCUUUACAGCAUUCAUGCUGUAAUCAUUUACACGUUUGCAAUACAGAUAUUUACGCAUCAUUUCAUUUUGAAGGAUACAAUUCUACGGUGUAAUUGAUAAUUAAGAAACGUGAUAGUUUUAAAUUGAAGUGAAAACUCUAACAGAGGCAUCAUGAAAUUAUCAUUCGAUUCUACAAAACUACUAAAGCUGACUGCAACAAGUAGUGCAGGACUAUUUUCCGGGGCAGCACUUUAUAUCAACGCCGCCGACCAUCCUUCUCGAAUGACGUUAGACGUCGUUAGUUGCAGACAGCACUGGAUGCAGGCGUAUUUGAGGGCAAAGACAUUUCAGGGAGCGUUUUGUGCCGUCGGAUCUUUGUCCGGUGCGGCAGUGUUUUUCUUAGAACCGGAAGCUGAGAACCGGAUCUUAUGGUUACUUGGUUCCGGUAUAUUUAUCCUCGUGUUUCCAUGGACAUUGCUCGUCAUGGGGUCAGACAUCAAGAAAAAUCUUAAGGAAGACGUCAUUGAAACUGCUGGUGAGACGUGGGUUAUUUCCCAUAUUAAUAAAUGGAACAAACAACAUAUGGCAAGAACCUUCUUCGGAAUGGCAGCUUUCAAGUUAUUUCUGUUGGCGUUGGCAAACUGACCGGAUAUUUUGAACACCAUUUUAGGUUGUGUACUGCAACAGAGUGUUUGUGUGAAUAGUGUUUCUCCAGUUAAAUCAUGCUUUAGGAUUUAGAUUGAGUGCUUUCGAUUUGAGGUUUUUGAGAAGUGUAUACAAGUAAAAAACAGCCUUUAAGCUUCAAUAAGCUACAGUGUAUUCUAUAAAUCAAACUAACAUGAGAAAAAUAGUACAUGAUAUUUGUUUUUGUAAUGUUAACAAAACAUCUUAGGAUGUUACUGUGGCCGUAUUCAUAAAGCUGAUUGAUAGUAUUUUCAACUUAGUUUUGGACAAAGAUAAUAUAACAUGCCCUCUACUUUUCAUCCAAUUUGUUCAUAUGCAUAUACGGUUUAGAAUAUUUUCUUGCUUAUUUCCAUUUUUUUGGUGUAUAAACAUGGUUCGUUUUCUAUA
This is a messenger RNA of Mya arenaria, 1136 nucleotides long. RefSeq lists its product as uncharacterized. Bases 237 to 710 code for a protein of 157 amino acids. The record is from RefSeq and is a predicted model, not a curated record. Lineage: Eukaryota; Metazoa; Mollusca; Bivalvia; Myida; Myidae. The transcript has 4 exons.